Molecule: messenger RNA, 2030 nt
Organism: Coffea eugenioides
Lineage: Eukaryota; Viridiplantae; Streptophyta; Magnoliopsida; Gentianales; Rubiaceae
Product: nucleolar protein 56-like
Exons: 8
Coding region: 31-1716 (561 amino acids)
Cellular component (GO): small-subunit processome; box C/D methylation guide snoRNP complex
Molecular function (GO): snoRNA binding
Source: RefSeq, a predicted model, not a curated record
AGGGUUUUGAAGGAGACUCGGCAGGCAGCAAUGGCGCUGUACCUUUUGUACGAAUCAGCGUCGGGUUAUUCACUGUUUUUAGCAGGUGGGUUGGAUGAAAUUGGGCAGAACACGGACGCUGUUCGGAGCUCCGUUACUGAUUUCAACCGCUUUGGCAAAGUAGUACAGCUCGCAGCUUUUAGCCCUUUCGAGUCCGCUCUUGAAGCUCUUAAACAAUGCAAUUCCAUUUCCGAAGGGCAAAUGACUGAUGAGCUAAGGAACUUCUUGGAGAUCAAUCUCCCAAAAGUGAAGGAAGGUAAGAAGGCUAAGUUCAUUCUGGGCGUUUCAGAGCCUAAGCUGGGGUCGCAUAUCCAUGAAGAAACUAAGAUUCCCUGCCAAAGCAAUGAGUUUGUUCUUGAGCUCCUUCGUGGCGUGCGUUUACAUUUUGACAAGUACAUUAAAAAUCUCAAGACUGGUGACUUGGAGAAAGCUCAACUUGGUUUGGGACACAGUUACAGCCGAGCUAAGGUCAAGUUCAAUGUUAACCGUGUUGACAAUAUGGUUAUUCAGGCAAUCUUCCUUCUUGAUACCCUUGAUAAGGAUAUUAAUUCCUUCUCCAUGAGAGUAAGGGAAUGGUACUCUUGGCAUUUUCCUGAAUUGGUGAAGAUAGUCAAUGACAACUAUCUAUAUGCUAAAGUUACAAAAUUUGUUGAUGACAAGUCAAAGUUGGCUGAAGAUUCUUUACCAGGCCUAACUGAGAUUGUCGGGGAUGAUGAUAAAGCAAAGGCAAUCAUAGAAGCGGCCAAAGCAUCUAUGGGACAGGACUUGUCACCAGUUGACUUGAUUAAUGUCAAGCAAUUUGCACAAAGGGUGAUUGAUCUUGCUGAGUACAGGAAGACACUCUAUGAUUAUCUAGUUGCUAAAAUGAAUGACAUAGCACCAAAUUUGGCUGCACUCAUUGGUGAAGUUGUGGGCGCUCGCUUGAUUUCUCAUGCUGGAAGUCUUACAAACCUGGCAAAGUGUCCUUCUUCUACACUUCAGAUCCUUGGUGCUGAGAAGGCACUCUUCAGGGCACUGAAAACUCGAGGAAACACUCCAAAGUAUGGUCUUAUAUUUCACUCAUCUUUCAUUGGUCGGGCUUCUGCUCGUAAUAAAGGACGAAUGGCUCGUUAUCUAGCAAACAAGUGCUCAAUUGCAUCUCGCAUUGAUUGUUUCUUGGAGAAGAAUACCAAUGCCUUUGGUGAGAAACUCCGUGAACAAGUCGAAGAGAGACUUGACUUUUAUGACAAGGGGGUUGCACCUCGUAAAAACAUUGAUGUGAUGAAGGCUGCUUUAGAAAAUUCUGAAAAGAAAGAAUUGGAAAUGGAUGUUGAUGAUGCACCUGAUGAGCCUUCAGUAAAGAAAAGCAAACAAAAGAAGUCAAAAGCCCAAGGUGCAGAAGAUGGUGAAGCCAUGGAAGAGGAUAAAACUCCAGCUGUUACAAAUGGUGAUGCUUUUGAUGAGCCUAAAACUGAGAAGAAGAAGAAGAAAAAGGAGAAGCGAAAGUUGGAAGAGGAGUCUGAGAAGGAUCGGGCUACAGAAGAUGCAAAUGGUGACAAUGGAUUGACCGCAGAGGAUGGAACAGCAAAGAAGAAGAAAAAGAAGAAGAGUAGGGAUGAAGAUGGAGAGACUCUAACUGGUUCUAGUGAAGGUAAAAAGAAAAAGAAGAAGAAAUCAAAGAGCAAAGACGAUGAAUGACUUGUGUAUGGUGUAAUUGGGUUAUAAAGCUGCUGCCUUCUAUGUGGCCCUUGCUUAUUUCAUGUUGUAUUUACUAGGAGAAGAUUUAUGCCCCUGUUUACUAAGUCAGCUUCAGGUUGCUCUAAGCUAGUACUUUUAGGUACGAGUAAGUUUCGUUUUCUCCUUUAUGACCUCUAUGAUUGGUGGACCUCGUUGCUAGUGAAAAUGAUGGUCAUAAUUUUGGAUUCCUUCUGCCAAAUACAGCAUUUGCUAUUCUGGUUUGGACUGUUAGCCCUUGCUUGUAUGAUAAUCCUAUUUUAUUUUAGCUUAAAAAA